AUGCAGGAUUCGGGCUGCGUGUUGCUCGGCAGCUUGGCCGUGAGCCUGCAUACACAUAUGAGGGAAAAAUUUUUCUUGACAACUACGUAUGCGCUCGGGUCUUGGAAGCUUAAGAAGAAGGACGUCUGGGCUCUUGAUGGCGAUCGCGGAAAACGCGUUGGAGCGCUUGGGUUGACAAAUCUUUCGCCGACCGCACUGAUCAUCCAACGCGUUGCCGAACGCUUCGCUAUGGCGGUGAACUAG
This is a messenger RNA of Coccidioides immitis RS, 243 nucleotides long. RefSeq lists its product as uncharacterized. The coding region runs from base 1 to 243 and encodes 80 amino acids. Lineage: Eukaryota; Fungi; Ascomycota; Eurotiomycetes; Onygenales; Onygenaceae. The record is from RefSeq and is a predicted model, not a curated record. The transcript is spliced from 3 exons.